Molecule: messenger RNA, 489 nt
Organism: Anoplopoma fimbria (sablefish)
Lineage: Eukaryota; Metazoa; Chordata; Actinopteri; Perciformes; Anoplopomatidae
Gene: cnrip1b
Product: cannabinoid receptor interacting protein 1b
Exons: 3
Coding region: 1-489 (162 amino acids)
Biological process (GO): negative regulation of signaling receptor activity
Cellular component (GO): plasma membrane
Molecular function (GO): type 1 cannabinoid receptor binding
Source: RefSeq, a predicted model, not a curated record
AUGGCCGACAUCCCUCAGCUCGUCAGGAUCGGGAUUUCCCUGAAGAUGCUCCCGAACAACACGGCGGUCCACUUCAAGUCCGACGGAGCUCGGUUCGGACAGACCCGGACCAUCAAGCUGCUCACCGGCUCCAAGUACAGGACCGAGGUGGUGGUCAGACCGGGGGCGGUGGAAGCCAUGUCGAUGACUAUCGGCGCGGUGACCUUCCCCCUGGAGCAGCAGUCUAAAGACCCACAGUCAGUGGUCUAUUCAGGCCAGUACGACACAGAAGGAGUGGCUCACACCAAGAGUGGAGAGAGGCAGCCGGUUCAGAUCAACAUACAGUUCACAGAGGCCGGGUUGUUUGAGACGACGUGGCAGGUGAAGUACUACAACUACAACAAGAGGGACCACUGCCAGUGGGGAAACAGCUUCAACAGCAUCGAGUACGAGUGCAAACCCAACGACACGCGCACGCUCAUGUGGGUCAACAAGGAGAUGUUUGUCUGA